Juglans regia (Persian walnut) is the source of this 1125-nucleotide messenger RNA. Its product is annotated as F-box protein At3g07870-like. The transcript has a single exon. Lineage: Eukaryota; Viridiplantae; Streptophyta; Magnoliopsida; Fagales; Juglandaceae. Bases 1 to 1125 code for a protein of 374 amino acids. The record is from RefSeq and is a predicted model, not a curated record. Gene Ontology annotation, molecular function: protein binding.
AUGAGCGACUUCCCUUCAGAUAUCCUCUUCGACAUCUUCUUGCGCCUACCCAUCAAAUCUCUUCUGCGCUUCAGGUGCGUCUCUCCAUUCUGGCGCAACAUCAUCGACGAUCCAUGCCUCGCUUACGUGCACCGAACCCGAUUUGCUGAAGAAUCUAGAGUCUUACUUCUCGAUCAUCCCAAGCACAAGCCGGACGUGACGUUUAGAGAAGAUCAUGGGGGCUUCUUGAAGGCUAGUCUGAGUUUAGUCACGCAGUUUGCAACUCUGAAAGCAUACUUUUUUGAGGGCUGCUGCAAUGGUUUGGUUUGCUUCACAAAAAGCUGCGACGAUAGCCUUGUGUUUUUGUUUAACCCUCUGAGGCAUGAAGUUCUAGCUCUGCAGCCACGGCCAUGUUCUAGUACAGCCCAGACAUCUGAUCCUCCUCUACGCAAGAGAAAAUAUGGGUUGGGCUUUGACUGCUCGAAAAACACGUACAAGAUUGUUCGAGUCUUUGAAAACCAACGCAAUAGUACUUUAUGCGCAGAAGUAUUCACACUUGGUCGUUCAAGCUCCUCCUCAUCAUGGAGAUCAGCCAUUGGCAAAGGUCCUGAUCAUUGUCCUCUAUUCGGAAGGCCUAUAUUUGCUUGUGGGGCUCUUCAUUGGCUUUCAAUUGCAACAUCAGAAGAUGAUCAUAAUAAUAAUAAUCUAGAAGGCAAUAAGAUUGUUUCUUUUGACAUUUCAAAGGAGGAAUUUGGCUUGAUUUCUACACCCAAAUCAUUUCUGUCAUGUCAUUUGCUUGAUCUAAGAGGAGACUUGGCUAUUGUGGAUUGUUCAUCCGACAGACAAAUUGAGAUUUGGGUACUGAAGGAAUAUGCAGGGAAGAUCAAAAAGUGGGUAAAAGAAUAUGAGAUAGGUCUAAAAGCACCAAUUGGGGCGGUGGACAAUACAUGGAUUGAAGUUAUAGGGAUAUGGGAAGAGGGAGAAAUACUAGUUAGGUAUGUUGGAAGUUUUCUUUCCUAUGACCCAAAGACUGAUGGGCUAAGGUACAUUCAUAUUCCAGGGUUCAGUCACCAUGACGACACAGAAGUUCUAUGUCACAAGGGUACCCUAUUGUCACUUUCUAGGUUUCAGGAAGAAGAAUUAUGA